Messenger RNA from Larimichthys crocea (large yellow croaker), 6188 nucleotides. RefSeq names its product XK related 5b (gene xkr5b). Bases 151 to 2463 code for a protein of 770 amino acids. The transcript has 13 exons. The record is from RefSeq and is a predicted model, not a curated record. Lineage: Eukaryota; Metazoa; Chordata; Actinopteri; Sciaenidae. Gene Ontology annotation, cellular component: membrane.
GGACGUUGGGACGGGGACACGGAGCAGAGAGAGGAGGCUGUCUGCCGCAGCUGGACCGACUCCCGCCCGGAACCAGAACAACACUGGCCUCACGGUCUGACACACUGUUAUCACUGUACAUCUGAUGAGAGUCCAGCUCUUCAAUCCGCUAUGAGAGACUACUCAGCGACUCCGAGCAAUGGAGGCGCCUGCAUGCCGUGCUGCCAAGUUUGCGUCUUCGCCUUUACCGCAUUUCUCAUCGUUGCGGAGAGGACGGCACUGAUCUACUGUUUUGUGUACUACCUGUGGGUGGGUCACAACUACUGCUAUGCCCAUCUUGCUGGCUUCACUGCACUGUUCCUGCUGCCAGGUUGGGGUCCUCAGUGGCUCAGUUAUCUGUGGUAUCUGUCAGAUGGACGCAUCCGCAGGAAGUCUCUCACCUGGACUCACAUCCUGCACCUGGGUAUUUUCAAAAGGCUGUGGGAGUGCAUGAGUCUGCCAGAUGAGGAUGUGUAUGGUGAGAUCAUGCAGCAGGCUGAUGCAUCUGCCUUACGUCUGUUUGAGGCCUUGGUGGUCACCCUCCCUCAGACACUGCUGCAGACCUAUGUGCUCAUCUGUACUGAUAUAGGAAUCAAGUCUCCAGCCUCAGUGUGUUUUGUGGUGUGUUUGCUGUCUCUCGCCUGGGCCUUGGUCCUCUAUGCAAGAGCCUGUUCACUCAUCAGACCAGGACACCUACAAAUGACCCCCGCUGCCAUUCUCUGUCGACUGCUAUGGAGGGUCAGUAUGUUGGGGUCGCGAUUUGCCGUUCUCAUGCUCUUCACACGUAUCUUCAAACAAUGGAUCCUGGGAGUCAUCGGUGUGCACUGGCUAGGUGCAACGUUCUGGAUGGUGUCCCAGCAGACUGACAUUAUACGCUCAACUAGUCGAUGGAGAAUCUUCAACCUCGUUCUGGGAGCCAUUCACAUCUUCCUUUUCCUUAAUGUGAAGUACGGUCAAUCCAGAUGUCGCAUGGCUGGCUUCUACCUGGCCAUGUUCUUAGAGAACGCCUUUCUUCUUCUGGCCUCCUCGUGGUUGUUUACCAUGGUGUCCUGGGAUACUGUUGGAAUCCCGGCUGCAGUGUUUUGUAGCUUCCUUAUUGGAGUGAUUGCCUUGGUGCUGUACUAUCGUUUCCUCCAUCCUAAAUCCUUUGAGAUUUUCCAGAGUAUUCGUCACAGGGGAAUAGGUGGAGCCUGCAUGGAGCGUGGAUCUACACUCUCAUUGGAGGAGAAAGUCACACCUACUUUCCAUCGCCAUGCAACACUGUCUGGAGGUGGGACACUCAUGGAUCUCCCUAUCCAAUGGGAGGGUUGGAAACAUCACCACUGGCUGCUGAUUCGCUUGGCCAUGAAGACGGGCGAUGUAACCAGGAUCUGGUCAUCGUAUGGCGAGGGGGGACUGGCCGGACUGAUGGGUCUGUCUGAAGAAGUUCACUCCCCUGAUGACUUUCACGUCCCUCGGAUUACCCCUGCACAACCACCGUUUCCUCAGAUCUCACACCCUACUCCUCAACCAGCUCCACCACAGGUGACCCAGGCCCCACAGGUGAAAGAGGUGGUCCAGCCACCAAGGCCAACUCCAUCCACUGUAGUAGCCAGACCAGUGAGGAGAGCUCCUCCCACGACAAUCCAGGAUAUGAGAAGGUUUCCAGAGAUCAUGCCGGUCCAGGAGGUCAUUCCUGAAGAGACUGCAGAAGAAGAGUCCAGCGCGCCACAAUCAGAUGAUAAAGGUUGGAUAAACAAUGAUACCUGUGAUGAGGAGUUUCAGAGUGCAGCUUACGGCUCACCGACACUUUCAUCCCCGCGGCAAGUAGGAAGCCUCCGCCACAUUGACAGCAAUGCUGGGACCCUGACCGAAGCCUCGUCCUCUGUGGGUUCCCUGGACAUCAAGACUCCCGGCUGGUCACCUGAGCGACGUUCCCCUCUCCUGCUUGGUUCUCCAGACAAGAAACCAGCGUUACCCGGAGAGUCUAGCACUACAUUGUACUUCAGCGCCGAUGCACAGUCUCCCUCCAGUGGCAGCUAUCUUGGCUGGGGCUCUGAGUUGUCGCCCAUCUCCACCUACAGAAGUCCCUACCGGAUCCGGGAGGCGCGUUUUGUCACAUCCACUCCACGACUGGAGCCUCGACCUGAAAGUCCAGGCCUGGCUCCUGUUGUUGUCAUCCCUGCGACUCCAACACCAAGUGGAACCCCCGCUUCUCUGACCCCUGCUGCUUCUACACCUGGUAAUUCAACACCGGCUGGUUCAACACCUGCAGCUUCAACACCUGCUGCUUCAACUCCUGGUGGUUCGACUCCUGGUCCUUCGACUCCUGGUCCUUCGACUCCUGGUCCUUCAACUCCUGGUGCUUCCACGCCUGGUACUCCUAUCAUCCCACUCACUCCAGUCAUUUCUCACGCUCGCAAACAGCUGGUCCAGUUUGUGGACAGUAAAGAGAGGGCGGUGUAAGGAGGAUGGGGGUAAAUGGGAAGGGAAAUUCUGGGUGGGCAGUGAUGUCUUUUACAACUUAGCAGUUAAGGAUAUACAUGAAUUCAUGCAUUAACUAACUUGGGGACGGUUUGAGUUAGGGGACAUUCUCAUCUCAGUUCAUUUGAAUCAGCUGUGGAAGGAUAUAAAUUGUUUAUGUUUUUCUCCUGACAUGCAGGUUAAAUUUGCAAAAAAUGUGGAUGCAUUGGUAGCACAGUGGCAAAACACUUGCCAGCCACUGCAAUUUUUAAUAGUGGUACCUCUGGCCUUGCUGUGUGUUCCAGUUACCAUAUUUAGCAAUGUUUAUCAGUAGGAGGUAAAUGAUGAAACAGGUCCCUGUUGUUGCACUAAAAUCUCCAGGUUGGUUGGAGUGGCUGCAGGCAGGGGGUUGUAAUAGGGUCACCUUGAAUGCCACUGUUGCUCCUUUUGGCAGGUGAAAGGGAAGCAAAUUGUAUCGGGUGAUAGUCUGCUUCCUACUGAGGCCACCAGAGGAGAUGGCAGUGACAAACACAGAUGCCAUUGCAAAUUGGGGUUGGGGGAGUUUCUAAGUUAAGUAAGUAAAAACACUACACAGUAUGGAUCAGUAUUUAGAGGAGAUCUGGGUUACUCAUCAAAAGAAAACACAGUUAAACAUUCAAAGGUGCUAAUGAAUGUGGGGCAUCACUUUCAUUCAUUUAAAUAAACCCUUACACUUUUUAAUCAUGAGACACUAACCACAGCAAACCUAAUGCAGUUUAGCCUCUCGCUUCUCAGAAGUAACCUCUAAUUUUAGGAACUAAUUAUUAAAAUAAUCAUUGUUGUGAUUAUAUUUUAAAUCGUGGAGCACAAACAAUCAUAUAAUUCAAGGCAAAGUUAUUUAAAUGCUAGUUGGAGCUCAAUGAAGAUGAAUUUUCUAAACUAAACUAGUUUACAAUCACUAAACUAUAAACGCUGUGCUCCAGGCUGCUGAGCCGAAUCUCCUCCUAGCGCCACUCGCCGAUGCCAGUUAGUCUGAUUCAGUGAAACCAAUGAUCUGUUAUAAGAUAUAUAAAUAAUGUGUAUUUAUGCAGAUUCAAGCAGACUUCAGAGUUGUUAUUAUGCUAGCUAACACUUUAGACGAUGUUGAACAUCCAGUCCGACAGUUCAGUAUAUGGUUGGUGCUUGCACACACACACAUUACUGACACAUGUAAACACACAGACACUAUUUCUGUAAAAUGGUCGUAUCUGUUCAUUGACGUGUACGUCUUUAUUUUAAUGAAACUGUCAGAUAAGUAAAUGAUAAAAAGCAAAAGUUUGAGGGAAAAACAUUUUUAUAAAUUAUAGCUAUGCUUUCCUUUAAUUGUUACUGCAAUCAUUUCAGUCAGUCAGCACUUUACAACUGAAGUUUAUUGUUAGCCAGUGGCUGUAGCAUGAUAUUAUGUGGGCUACACUAUGUUAUUAUAAUGUGAUGUUUAUCAAAGGGAAAUUAAGUAAGCAAUAUAGAAUAUUAAAGGAGUGAUCAGAACUCAUAAUUUAUGUUUAUGGCCUGCAGAAACUCUUUAAAUCUAAAACUAAAUGCAUACAUGAUUAAACAAAGCUCCACAAUUUCUCCAUAGUUCCUCUUGCUCUUGACAUUUAAAAAAAUUUUAUAAUAAUAACAGUCAUGAAGAAAAUAUGCAUUACAACACAUUUCUGCAGGACAUAGGUAGUGUGCGUCUCUAAAAUGAGAUCGGACAAUCACAUUUUGUUUGCUUUUAGAAUGAUGAAGGAAAUUGUAUGAAUGAUAAUAAGAUAUAACAUAUGAUAUGUGAUAAUAACGCUGUUAAUGUGGGUUGCUAUGGCAACAAAAAUGUCUGGGAGGGACAUGAAGCUAAUGUGUAUUUUUCUGACUGAGCUAGUGCCCCAAAUUGUUCUGGUCCCAAACUAGUUUAAACUUUUUAUUUUUUAUACUUUAUCAAUUUCAUCAAUUAAUUUACUGCCCUAAUUAUUAGCAUUAUUAGCCUUGUUUAAGUUGUUGUUGCCAUCCAUUUACUUACGUUUUAAUUGUUUUUAUUGAAGAGCACACAGCGAGCAAGCUGUUAUUACUGAAGCUUAAGUCAUGAAACUAUAGACUAGCUGCUUUUUUUAAAUUGCCGAUAUGAAGACCAGUUUUCCUUCUUGCAGAGGAAAAUUUCUACAUUCAGUUUCUUGUUAAAUAAGAAAAAAAAAACUUCCUCAAAUGUAGACAAUCCAUCGCAGUAAACAUGUAACAUUGCACCCCACUCAAAUAAAUGUAAAUAUCUACUAGAGAAUGAUGCUCCACAAACCUUGUUAAUUACUCAAAAAUACAGUAGAACACUAAAACUAGUUUGCAAGCUAAUGGCAGUUUUUAUUAAAUAACUGGGGGAAAUCAACUUUUGACAUAGUCUUAAACUAACAGCUCAAACUCUAAAUGACUAUUACUGUAUUCUCCUGUAAAGCCCAUUACUCACAAAUGUUAUGUUGUCCUUCAGCUUAUAUAUUAGUUGAACCUCCUACCUCAAAAAAAUUAAAUUUCUUUCAUCAGGGAGAAAAUGUUGCUUAGUGUAUGUAAAAACACUCUGAACCUUUGUUUAGCAGAAUCAAACAUUUUGGAUAAUGUAUUUAUCAGCUGGGUGAGGGACAGAGGUUACAGAAUAGAAAUGUUGCAUAAAGGCACAUCCUGGAAAUAAUAAUGCGCUGCUAUGAGUUUCAAGUUUGGUCGAUGCCAGUAUUAUGUCAUGUUAUGAUUAUUAUUUAUUUCAAUAUAUGAUUGUAACCAUAAAAUGUGAUAUUAGUCUUCCAUGUAUAUUUAUCUUUUAUUUUCUGUUUUUCUUUAACCACGCUAUGUUAAUUUUCUUUCUUUCUUUCUAAACAUAUAUAAUAACUAUAAAGUAAAGUCUAUAAAUGUAAUGAGCAGUUAAAUGGUUGUGCUGCUCAUGUUUGGUGAUAAAACAUGGGCAGCACUUUGAGAAUAUAAGAUGAUUUAUGGAACAAAGUACAGAGAAAAAAAACCUGCUUUUGGUGGAACGGCUUUAUCAAACUGUGUCAAACUGUUAUCCAUAUUCCUGCUAAUAGAUAAAGGAGUCACUGCAUGUUACUCAUUCAUACAGACAUCCACAGAAUUGUAUCUAUUCCUUUAGCGAGAGAAAGCACUCACAGUAACUACACACACAUUACAGUAAUUAACACAAUGCUAGAAUGUGCAAAAGCAAUAAGUCAGUUAAUGAAAUGUAUCUUAGUGCACUUAUUAAAAAUGAUCCAUGCACACGCUUUAGACGAUGCCUUGGCUUGAUCAUCAUGAAUCAGCGCUUUGCCUUGUAGAAAGACAGCUUCAGCUUGUCUCGUGUGUGUGUUGCUUUAUAUUAGAACUAUAUGCUUUGCUUUGUGUACCUAAUGCAUAUGAUAACCUUUGCUUGUGUUUCUAAUUUGGCUACUUUUGUAUUUUUUUAAAUGUUAUUAUUCUUUUAUAUUUGGUCACAUGUACUGUUAUGAAAUGUGGACAGCCACGGUGCAGUGUUUCAAGGUUUUGUGCUGAAGUUUCACAUGUGAAAUUGUUUAUAGUUUUCAUUGACAGACUGGAAUCAGUUUGCUGAUUGAGUGUAACAUCACUUAGUCACCGGACGACCUCCAUUUAUCAACACGCGUCACCUCAUCUCUGCAAGGAUUCCCACAGGGCAACUGUGGUUGGUGAUAGUAAGUCAUUAGCUGUGCUAUUGAUGUGACAAAAUAAAGUCAUAAACCGUCAAA